Messenger RNA from Salarias fasciatus (jewelled blenny), 1492 nucleotides. It is a transcript of the gene ddit3, whose product is annotated as DNA-damage-inducible transcript 3. Gene Ontology annotation, molecular function: transcription factor binding; DNA-binding transcription activator activity, RNA polymerase II-specific; RNA polymerase II cis-regulatory region sequence-specific DNA binding. The transcript has 4 exons. Gene Ontology annotation, cellular component: CHOP-ATF3 complex; cytoplasm; CHOP-C/EBP complex. Lineage: Eukaryota; Metazoa; Chordata; Actinopteri; Blenniiformes; Blenniidae. Bases 246 to 1184 code for a protein of 312 amino acids. The record is from RefSeq and is a predicted model, not a curated record. Gene Ontology annotation, biological process: negative regulation of transcription by RNA polymerase II; ER overload response; intrinsic apoptotic signaling pathway in response to endoplasmic reticulum stress.
GAGUUUCCGUAAAAUCACAUUCAGCCAUCAAGACUGAACAAUGGUUAACAUGAGCUAUCACCAAUCUUUACUAAAAUAUCUACAUUCGAGUUCAAGACAGUCGAGAAGGCGAGCGAAUAAAAGGAAAAGGAAUAAUUGGGACAAGCAAUCACCGACAAAUUUGCAGACUUGAUUAACAGAGACUUUCUAAAGGUCCGGUGUGAACUGUGUGGCCGAGUAUCUGUGCGUUGCGACUGAUUGGCAAAAUGACUGCCGAGUGGCUACACCUGCCCCCGCCGUACCCCCCUGGUGUGGGCCCGUUGUAUGGUGCAGAGUUGGAGGCGUGGUAUGAGGACCUGCAGGAUAUUCUGGGCUCCGACACGGGAGGGGCAAAACUGGCACGUGCCCCCACAUGCACCGAGAAGGAGCCUGAGUUUCUGGAUGUUCUGGAAAGUUGCUCUCUGACCUGGCUGACUGACGGAAGCCAGACGUGGGGCGAGAGCGUCCAGAGAGCAACAGAGGAGAUCCACAGCACCCAGCCUCUGCAUCACACCUCAUCCUCCUCCUCCUCUUCCUCCUCCUCCUCCUGCAUGAGUCCGGCCGUGGCGGAAGAGCGGCAGGCGGAGGCCGAGAGCGGGAGAAACGGCGACGGUUCCACGGGAGGCGGCGGCGGCGACUUGCUGCCUCCCGAAUUCUUCGAGCUGUUGAGCGAAGGAGGAGUGGGGAUGGUGGAUCCGAGCGGAGCGGUGAUCAGCAGCGGCUACUAUUACCACCACCAUCAGCACCACCAGGCUAACAACGCCCACCCCGCAUCUCCAUCGGCCAGCGAGGAGGAGCUGCCCUGCGUCCCCGACUCCCCGUCCUGCUCCUCCUCGGCGUCUCAGUCACCGUCCCAAAAUUGUUCCUCUCCCUCUUCACCCGUGUCUUCGCCCUCCGUCUACCCGUCCUCGCGUCUGGGAAAGCGUAAAAGGACCACCAGCGAGAGGGCCAACGGUGCCUUGUCCUCUUUCGCCGCCUCCUCGCAGCGCACGUGCUACUCGUCUACCAAAAAGAGUCGCAAGGAGAGGGAGCAGGAGAACGAGAGGAAGGUGCAGGAGCUGACAGAGCAGAAUGAGCGUUUGAAAGCGGAGAUCGAGAGACUGGGAGAGGAGGUGCAGAGGACACGAAGAGCCCUGAUAGAGAGACUAGUAAACACAAGGAAAUGAAGACAGGAGUGAAAGAUGGCAGGUCCUUAAAAAAAAAAAAAAAAAAUCUGGAAUAAGCAGCAGUGGUGGGGGACAGGUGUAGUGUGGUUGUCAUGAAAUGCCUCUUAGACCGAAAAAGAGUGGAAACCAAAGAUACAUUUUUACCAAUGUGAGGGUUUUUGGGAAAACAGAACAGGAUGACAAGCAGAAGGAAAGUGAUGAAAGUCAAGACUAAAAAGGGCACAGAGAGAAAAGAGCUGCAACAGCAUUGCGGCAAAUGAAAAGAAACAGUAGGUGGAAAGGAAAAAAAAAAACUGGACAGCUCAAAG